UCUAAGUGACAAACACUCUUGUGAAAUCCUGACAGCCCUUACAUGUCCACUGCAUCCUGACAAGUUCCCACCACAUACCCGUCUGACUGGAUCUGACCCCCCCCCCCCCCACACACACACACACACACACACACUGUCACCUCCAUUUCAAGCCCUGGGCUCUGUGUUUGCCUAGUGACUGCAACCGCCUCCAAAAUUCUUCUCCCAAGGAAACAGCAUUGCUUCAUUACUUCCUUGGAACUGAAAGCAUUUUUCCUUCCGAAAACUAAAUGAUAACAUGAGAUAAGAUAAUAAUCCUUUAUUCGUCCCACAACGGGCACAUUUGGGCAUCACAGCAGCAAAGUGGACAGCAGAUCAUUUUUUAAAAAAAGCAAUAGGUAUGUAGGAAAUAGAAAUACUAAUAUAAAUAUGCGCAACAUACUAUAGCUCUUUGGCUUCACAUACAGGCCUGUUGGGAAAACUGCCUUGCAGUCAUCUUUAGGACAAGGAUGUGUCUCCACCUUGACAGGUGGAGGCUAAAUACAGAUUAGUCGUCUUAUCAAAGUGACCUUGAAUCGCAAGGCACCAUCCUCUGACCUAAAUCUGGGUUACACUGUGCAUAGGAAACAGUCGUAGUAGCAAAAAUCUUAAUUUAAUCUGCACUAUAGUAAAUGCAGUUAAUUUUUCUUCCUUUUUGAAACAUUUUUUUUUCAACUAAUUCAAAGACCCCAAACAGACAACUGUGUGAUUCUCUUUCCAAUUGACUGGAUUAAACAUUGGCGACAUGUUUUAAUCGGAUUAAAACAGAUUAGGAUUGUUUACACGGAUUACUUUAUAACCCAGAUUGAGUGAGAGGAGAGGGAUUCUACAGCAGGAUUUUGGGGGUGAAGGACCGCUCCCUGUAAGCAAUCAAAAUGCCAGUUAUUAACAUAGACGAUCUGACGGACAAGGACAAGGCUGUAAUGGAAGUAAACCAACUUAAACUUGAAGUGAAACUUGAGCGGUGGUUGACAUCUAAAUGCUGUGAAGAAAUGAAGGACUACAUUCAGGCUGGAGAGGAGGACGACAUCCUUGUCAAAGGCAUUCCAGAGGACAAGAACCCCUUCAAGGAGAAAGGUGGAUGUGUCAUCUGCUAGACUGGACCUGAGGAGCUUUUCAUAGCUCCGAUUAGCACCCGAGGACAUUCUCCUUCCCCUCAUGAAAAUGAUUUGCAGACUGAGAACACUAGACGGAGAUGAUGAAAAAAACUAUUUGUAAAAUUUCACAUUUUCCCACGUAACCGACUCCCAACCAGAUUUGUAACCUUAUUCUUUGAGAAGGGUAACUGGUAAGGGUUAUAUGAUGCUUUCUCUCUCGUGUGGUGUAUAUAGUCUGAGCACAUUUGACCCCUGUGUUGUUUCAUAGACAGAAGCAAGUGUCAUUAAAUAUGCUUGUUUAUAAUUCA
This is a messenger RNA of Scophthalmus maximus (turbot), 1423 nucleotides long. RefSeq names its product guanine nucleotide binding protein (G protein), gamma transducing activity polypeptide 1 (gene gngt1). The record is from RefSeq and is a predicted model, not a curated record. NCBI's taxonomy places the organism in Eukaryota, Metazoa, Chordata, Actinopteri, Pleuronectiformes, Scophthalmidae. Bases 894 to 1115 code for a protein of 73 amino acids. Gene Ontology annotation, molecular function: G-protein beta-subunit binding. The transcript is spliced from 3 exons. Gene Ontology annotation, biological process: G protein-coupled receptor signaling pathway. Gene Ontology annotation, cellular component: heterotrimeric G-protein complex.